AUGGUAGGGAAGAAAGACGCUUUUGCGUCGAGACCCACGGUGCACUUGCAGGUGAGACUUCGGCUGGUGUGUUUGUGUGCGGGUCUGGCUUUGCCUGGCCGCGCGGCUUGUUUGCCCAAGGAAUCGUGUCCCAUCACAGUCUUAUACAUAGGCAAAACGAUAAAAGUUCGACGAGAAAAGCGUCAAAUUUCCAAUGUUCCAAAAGUCUAGGUUCGGCAGUGUAUAAAGCGAUAACAGAGCAACGAAGAACGUUCUCCAACAACUGAAAAGCGAAGAUAUUGCCGAGUUUUGCGUAACCCGACAGCUCUGGAUGGAUUUUGAAUUUUUUCAUUAAAUUAUUAAUACUUCCAUAUGAGGUGAAUAAUCUCCAUUCAUCUUCUACUUUUUCACUGUCUUCCUUCUUUGAAAAUAAGCCCAAGAUUGAGUAUAGUAAUUGACCGAAAAAUUCUAGAUAUCGUACUUGGCAUAAAUGCUCACACAUUUUUUCGACCCACCAAAAAAUUCAGGAAUACAAAAAUUAAUAAAGAUUUUUUCUCAUAAAAGAAAAAAACGAAAAGAAAAGUUUGUCAGCAAAACUAGUGGGUGAAACAGGACUAAGUCCAGCGGGGGAGGCGAAAAGAGCAAACGCAUCAGACGUACGGGGCUGAAAUCGGAUACUCCUACGACGGUGCGGCGGACCUCCGGCGGUUCGGAGAGCCAAAACAUAGGCUCGAAGCCGACGACAUCUGCGGAGAUCCGCAGCGGCUUCUUUUCUCGGAGGCGCCGAAUAUUGUCCAGCCAAAGUCAGUGCAAAGUUCUCCGGAGUGUACCAAAGUCCAUUAG
Caenorhabditis auriculariae is the source of this 822-nucleotide messenger RNA. The record is from the annotation of a GenBank genome assembly. Lineage: Eukaryota; Metazoa; Nematoda; Chromadorea; Rhabditida; Rhabditidae.